UUGAGCGGCCCAGGGCCGGGGGCGCAUGGCGCUGGCCCGCACUUGGAUCCGAUCGAGAAGUGAGGUCUGGCCCGCCCACAACGCGCUCACUCCCGUCUCGUUUCCCGGCCCGGCAAGCUCUCAGCUCGAGUCUCCGCCAGCCCGGCUUCAGCCCCGCCCUUCCUCUCCCGGUGGGUGCUCGGAGGCCGGAUCGGGCCUUACCGCUCCGAGCCGCGUACUGUCGAGCCCCUCGACUUCUCCAGCACCGCCCGACUUAGGUGCGCUGAGGGAGCGCAUGGCGGCAGUGGGGCCGCGGACUGACCCCGGCGCCGGGGCCGAGGCGCUGGCACUGGCCGCAGAGCUGCAGGGCGAGACCACAUGCUCUAUAUGCCUGGAGCUCUUCCGCGAGCCAGUGUCCGUCGAGUGCGGUCACAGUUUCUGCCGCUCCUGUAUCGCGCGCUGCUGGGAGCGCCCCGGCGUGGAAGCCCCCGCGGCGUCCCGCGCGCUGCCCGGCCCGCUGCCCUGCCCACAGUGCCGAGAGCCCGUGCGUCCCGGCCAGUUGCGGCCCAACCGGCAGCUGGCCUCGGUGGCCACGCUGCUGCGGCGCUUCGGUCUACCUGCGGCCGCGCCAGGGGAGCGCCAGUCCGCGGAGGCAGCGCUGGCUGCGUGCGUCCAGCAUGGCGAACCGCUCAAGCUCUACUGCCAAGACGACGGACGCGCCAUUUGCGUGGUGUGCGACCGCGCCCGGGAACACCGCGCGCACGCAGUGUUGCCGCUUGACGAGGCUGUGCAGGAAGCUAAGGAGCUCCUGGAGUCCAGGCUGAAGGUCUUGAAGAAGGAUCUGGAGGACUAUGAGGUCUUUCGUUCCACCGAAGAGAAGGAGAGCAAGGAGCUCCUGAAACAGAUGGCAGCUGAGCGAGAGAAGGUGGGUGCAGAGUUCCAGGCACUGCGGGCCUUCCUGGUGGAGCAGGAGGGCCGGCUCUUGGGCUGUCUGGAGGAGCUGUCCCGGGAGGUGACACAGAAGCAGAAUGAGAACAUAGCUCAGCUUGGGGGUGAGAUCACCCAGCUCUCCAAGCUCAGCAGCCAGAUCCAGGAGACAACUCGAAAGCCUGACCUUGACUUUCUCCAGGAAUUCAAAAACACAUUAAGCAGAUGCAGCAAUGUACCUGGCCCCAAGCCAACCACAGUCUCUUCUGAGAUGAAGAAUAAAGUCUGGAAUGUUUCCCUCAAGACCUUUGUCUUAAAGGGGCUGCUCAAGAAGUUCAAAGAGGAUCUUCGGGGAGAGCUGGAGAAAGAGGAGAAAGUGGAGCUGACCCUGGACCCGGACACCGCCAACCCCCGCCUCAUCCUCUCCCUGGAUCUGAAGAGCGUGCGCCUCGGACAGCGGGCCCAGGACUUGCCCUGCCACCCACGCCGCUUUGAUACCAACACGCGGGUCCUGGCGUCCAGCGGCUUCUCCUCGGGGCGGCACCACUGGGAGGUGGAAGUGGGCUCCAAGGACGGCUGGGCCUUCGGCGUGGCGCGCGAGAGCGUGCGCCGCAAGGGCCUCACGCCCUUCACCCCUGAGGAGGGCGUCUGGGCGCUGCAGCUCAACAGCGGCAAGUACUGGGCGGUGACUAGCCCCGAACGGACGCCCCUCAGCUGUGGCCACCUGUCCCGCGUGCGGGUGGCCCUGGAUCUGGAGGUGGGCGCCGUGUCCUUCUACGCCGCGGAGGACAUGCGCCACCUCUACACCUUCCGUGUCAAUUUCCACGAGCGCGUGUUCCCGCUUUUCUCCGUCUGCUCCACCGGCACCUACUUGCGAAUCUGGCCUUGAGAGGCCUCGGCGGCCUCCCAGAGAGGCUGUCAGCUCUGCCUCCAGACACCUGGAUACAGCUGGCCUGAGGUCUGUACUCAGGAAGGAGCGCUGUACUCCCAGCUCAGAGAACAGCCUGGGCCAGAACUGGAAGGAGAUUCUUGACCUGUACAUGAGCAGAAAGCCCAGGACAUGGCUACUUUCCAGUACCCCUCAACCUGAUGAUACAGAGUGAUACGUACUUUCUCAGCCACAGUGACAGCCAUGUGUGCUCACAGAUGCCUCAACCCCUUCCAAAUGCCAAAGCAUAGUCUCCCUUGAGUAAGGAGACCAAAGAUUAUGGAAUUUUGAAACACAAAACAGCACUUAUAAUUUUAUGGAUGCAACUAACAUCAGCAUGGGACGGCACAUGGGAUGCUUCUGACAUACCCUUUCUGGAACUUGCCAAGUGUACACCAACAGCAGCCUGGUGCCAAGAUCUGCUCAGCCUGUGCCCUGGUGGGAUGUUAUCCCUUGGCUAAUUGUUCCCC
Neomonachus schauinslandi (Hawaiian monk seal) is the source of this 2304-nucleotide messenger RNA. It is a transcript of the gene TRIM7, whose product is annotated as tripartite motif containing 7. NCBI's taxonomy places the organism in Eukaryota, Metazoa, Chordata, Mammalia, Carnivora, Phocidae. The record is from RefSeq and is a predicted model, not a curated record. Bases 26 to 1795 code for a protein of 589 amino acids. Gene Ontology annotation, molecular function: zinc ion binding; protein binding. The transcript is spliced from 8 exons.